Plasmodium vinckei vinckei is the source of this 330-nucleotide messenger RNA. Its product is annotated as conserved Plasmodium protein, unknown function. Lineage: Eukaryota; Apicomplexa; Aconoidasida; Haemosporida; Plasmodiidae. The coding region runs from base 1 to 330 and encodes 109 amino acids. The record is from RefSeq and is a predicted model, not a curated record. The transcript has 3 exons.
AUGAGAAUACGAUUCAUCAUAUUUAUUUCAAUUUUAUUACUAUGUGUAAAGCGGGCAUUUUCAAUCAAAGGAUUACAAAAACUUAAUGAGAUAAAUGGAAUACAAAAAGUUUUAAAGCCAUCCAAUCAGACGAGUUUCCAUGAAAUGCAGUCACGAAGCAAAUCUGAUCAAAAUAACAACUUAAAUGUAAAUGUAGGAGAUUGGACCAUACACAUAGCUUAUAAAAACCCAAAAAGUAAUAAAGAGAAAAUAAAAAACUUUUUGAUAUACUCAAUGACAUUUCCAUAUGCUGAACUUGAUGAAUUCAAGGAAUAUUUAUUUGAGGAAUAG